UACAAAGUCCGUUCCUACACUUGCCGGUACGUUGGGGACCUCGAGCUCUGUUGUGUAAAGUCAAAUUGCUUAUAAAUUUAACAUCAGACGCUAGAAAUGGCUGCAAACACUGGUGUUUUAGCAGGGAAGACUCUGUUCAUCACAGGGGCAAGUCGUGGUAUAGGUAAAGCCAUAGCCCUGAAGGCCGCAAGGGAUGGAGCUAAUGUUGUCAUAGCAGCAAAAACGACAGAGCCACAUCCCAAACUACCUGGCACCAUUUACACUGCAGCCAAGGAAGUUGAGGAUGCAGGAGGAAAAUGUCUGCCCUGUGUGGUAGAUAUCCGACAAGAAGAGCAGGUACGGAAAGCAGUAGAGGAAGCAGUGGCCAAGUUUGGAGGGAUUGAUAUCCUUAUCAACAAUGCCAGUGCUAUCUCCCUCACUGGCACACAGGCAACUGGCAUGAAGAAAUAUGACCUGAUGAUGAAUAUCAAUGGCAGGGGCACAUACCUCUGUUCACAUGUGUGUAUGCCUUACCUCCUGAAGAGUUCUAAUCCUCACAUUUUGAACAUCAGUCCUCCCCUCAACAUGAACAAGGAUUGGUUCAAAGGCCAUGUUGCCUACACUAUGGCCAAGUAUGGGAUGUCCAUGUGUGUCUUGGGGAUGGCUGAGGAGUUCAAACCUGAAGGUAUUGCUGUGAAUGCUCUCUGGCCAAGAACAGCCAUCUACACUGCUGCCAUGGAGAUGUUAGGGGGUGGAGAUGAGGUAGCUAAGCAGUGCCGCAAGCCUGAAAUCAUGUCGGAUGCUGCCUAUGUGAUGCUGACCAAAAACAGCAAAUCCUACACUGGGAACUUCGCCAUUGAUGACGAAGUACUCACAGCAGAAGGGAUCAAGGAUAUGGAGCAAUACAGUUGGGUCAAAGGCAGCAAACUUCUACCCGACUUCUUCCUUGAUGUUGAUGCCAACACACUGAGGGAGCAAAUGUCUGAAGGUGGUGCCACGCCUGCUUUUGGCGGAACCAAAGGGGGUGCUGGACCAGCCAAGACCUUUGACGCCAUCCAGACUAUGCUUAGUGAGGAACUAGUAGGCAGUAUCGGAGGUGUCUUCCAGUUCAAUUUAUCAGGGACUGAUGAAAGUACAUGGUUCAUCAAUUUGAAAUCUGGCGAGGGUAGUUUGGGACCUGGUGAGCCCCCAAUGGGAGCUGACUGUACAAUGAGCAUGGACAGUGCUGACUUUCAGAAGAUGUUCGGAGGAGAGCUCAAACCUGUUGCAGCCUUUAUGUCUGGCAAACUAAAGAUCAAAGGAGACAUGGCUUUGGCCAUGAAGCUAGAAAAACUCAUGAACAAAAUGUCACCAAAAUUGUAAAGUAUAGUUUUCACAAUGCUAGCCUGACACAACGAUGCCGAGUGAAGAAGGCACUUUUCAGGGAAGAUAACCAAAUAAUUAUCAUUUCUGUUAAGGGAAGAUUUGAAUAUUUGUGAUACAAGAUUUUUUAAUCUGACCCAGACAUUUGAGAAAGGGUGUAAAAUGAUUCCAGUUUAAAUAUGUCCUUCAAAUGAGCAUGAAAUGAGAAUUUCUUUAGACAAGUACAUGACAUGUAUUAAGACCAAAUAUUGAUCUUGCAGUUUUUACAAUCUUUGAAAUCGCUCUUUAAUCCUUUCCAAUCCCACAAUCUUUAAAUAGAUAUUAUUACAGAUUAAUUAUAUAUCGGACCAUAAUUUAAGAAUGGAUAGUUUUAUGGUUGUUUUUUAUCUGCUAUAGAAGGUUUUGGUUGUCUAUAGAUAUGAAGUGCAUGAACAAAAUGUUUGUAUGUGUAAAUUUGUGGCAAGUGUAAGUGAAGUUUUAGUACUGGAUUUGUGAUAGGUUUACUAAAUACUUAUACAUAUGUAUAAAUAGUGCUGAAUGAUGGUGUGUUUAUCAAAUAUUUAUAUCAAUCGAGUCAAAUAUUUCUAUUUAUAUAUUAAGAGUUCAUGAUUGAAAGUUUUUAUUUAAUUAAUGCAUUGUAUAUAUGUGAUCAUAAGGCAGUAGGAUUUGUAAUGCUGUAUUUCAUUUGAAAUUUCUAAUCAAAGCACGCACUGCUAAUGCUGACAAUUUUCAUUGAUAUAUCAUCAGAUGAUUUUUGUACAAAUAAAAAUUCAAGAUGCAUAUGAC
Molecule: messenger RNA, 2127 nt
Organism: Mizuhopecten yessoensis (Yesso scallop)
Lineage: Eukaryota; Metazoa; Mollusca; Bivalvia; Pectinida; Pectinidae
Product: hydroxysteroid dehydrogenase-like protein 2
Exons: 8
Coding region: 97-1341 (414 amino acids)
Cellular component (GO): mitochondrion
Source: RefSeq, a predicted model, not a curated record